AUGCCGCCAGAGUUGGUGAUAAUGCCGGACGGUUCAGAGCGUUUACAGAAUGGCCGGGACCAAAAUCGGUACCAUAAGCAACCGAACAAAACUCUCGCCAACCAUCGCCACUCGACGCGUCAUCAUCGGGUGAUGCUGCUGGUUGCAAUGAUCCUGAUGAUGCUGCGGCUGAUACCAUGCGCCCAAGCGGACAUUCUAGUCUAUCAGAUGCUGAACGAUCAGAUCAUCGAAGAAUUUCGCGACCUUCCGGCCACCUUUGGGGGAGACAUUCCUGAUUCCGGGCUGAAGGUACUCGCUGACAAAGCCGAUCCACCGGAUGGUUGUAUGGAAAUGCGCCCAGCGCCGAAUUCUACGAGCAAAUUUGCUGUAGUGAUUUCUCGCUACAACUGUUCGUUCGAGGUGAAGGUACGAAAUGCUCAACAAGCUGGAUAUGCCAUGGUCAUUGUACACAACGUGGGCAGUAACGAUUUGGAACAUAUGUCUGCCAACCAUCCGCAGGAUCUGCUCAUCCCGUCGGUGUUUGUUGGUGAAAGCAGCGGACGCAGCAUCAUCGAGAUGUACCUGUACGAUCGAGGUUAUGCCCUUGUCAUCACUGAUGACAUCCCGUUCAACAUUAGCAACAAUCUGAUUAUUCCAUUCGCCAUUGUAGUUGGGUUGUGCUUUAUCAUUAUGCGUGUCUUGCAGGUGCUGUUCAUGAUUAUCCGUUGCAUUCGAGAGCGCCGUCGACGGAUGCGCCAUCGGUUGCCGGCCCGUGUGCUCCGACGGAUCGGGAUUGUAAAGUUUGCCAAAGGCAUGAAUUUCGACGUGUGUGCCAUCUGUCUGGAGGAUUUUGUGGAAAACGAGCGACUGCGGGUAUUGCCCUGUCGGCAUGCAUAUCACGCGAUCUGCAUCGAUCCUUGGUUGACAAAGAAUCGCCGUGUGUGUCCUAUCUGUAAACGGAAGGUAAUUAUACGCGGGGAAGCACGUCAACGCCGUUAUUCCAGCGACAGCAUGUCCUCAACGAAUGCGGACGAAUCGACACCACUGCUAAAUUCGUCGGAAACCAGUGGAUCGAGUGGUGGCGGUGCUGCAGCGGCUGCAGUAGUAACCGCACCACCUGCGACAUCGUCUUCCACACCAGCCACUCCCGGCAAUGCGGUCCCACCAUCAAGGGACUCUGGUGGUGCAUCGGCACAAGGUGGUGCAGCGGCACAAACGCAAAGGGAGCAGCAACAACUGCAACAGAAUGCUGUCCCCAGUAGCCAUGUGAUGGAAGUGCCACCAUCGGACGAUGACGAUGAACUGUUGGAUGAUCGAAAUGUACCAAGCGCACGCUGGCUGUUGCGUGGCCGUACUUCCUCCCAACAACAGCAGCAACAGCAACAGCAACCAUUAAACGAAUCACCUUACAGUCCGAUUGGUGACAAUGUGGUUUCCUUCCCACGUUGGAGGUUUUUCCAAAGAUUUUUCACUAGAUCUUCGACCCAGGCCGAAAACGUAGCCGACAUUCAACAGGAACCACCUCCCAACCAGUCACCAUCGUCUUCGCCGGCAAAUCCCCCCUCACCGGUAGGUACCGGAAACAACAUCCUCAAUGCGCAUCUGUCCGGUUGGUUCCACGGUUCGGAGGACACGACUGAUGACGAGCUGCUCGAUGCAAUGCGCCGCGACAGGACAAAGCAUCGUCAGUUCCGCUCAGCACCGGACAUGCCCUCGACCAGCGUCGGAGCUCGGAUCGGUGUGAUCGCUUUGCCGAACGUGAACUUUAACCCGGUCGGUGGGGCAGCAGCAGCGACAGCAGUACCAACGCCACCAACACCACCAACCGAAUCGGCAUCCGCUGAUAGCAAUACACGCGUCCCUAGGCGUUCGCGUCGGCAACGGAGGCACGAUACGAAUGGCAACAAUAGUCACAUUGUGUAG
Messenger RNA from Anopheles marshallii, 1902 nucleotides. It is a transcript of the gene gzl, whose product is annotated as E3 ubiquitin-protein ligase RNF13. The record is from RefSeq and is a predicted model, not a curated record. Gene Ontology annotation, cellular component: cytoplasm; nucleoplasm. The transcript has 7 exons. The coding region runs from base 1 to 1902 and encodes 633 amino acids. NCBI's taxonomy places the organism in Eukaryota, Metazoa, Arthropoda, Insecta, Diptera, Culicidae.